Bombina bombina (fire-bellied toad) is the source of this 840-nucleotide messenger RNA. RefSeq names its product paired like homeobox 2A (gene PHOX2A). The coding region runs from base 1 to 840 and encodes 279 amino acids. Gene Ontology annotation, molecular function: DNA-binding transcription factor activity, RNA polymerase II-specific; RNA polymerase II transcription regulatory region sequence-specific DNA binding. The record is from RefSeq and is a predicted model, not a curated record. Gene Ontology annotation, biological process: regulation of transcription by RNA polymerase II. The transcript has 3 exons. NCBI's taxonomy places the organism in Eukaryota, Metazoa, Chordata, Amphibia, Anura, Bombinatoridae.
AUGUACAAAAUGGAUUACUCCUACCUCAAUUCCUAUGACUCUUGUAUGGCAGCGAUGGAAGCCUCAGCCUAUGCGGACUUCAGUUCCUGUAGCCAGGCAAACACCUUCCAGUAUAAUCCCAUUAGGACCAGUUUUGGGGCAAGUCCUGGAUGUCCGCCCUUGGCCACAGCCAACUGCACCCUGGGAGCACUGAGGGACCACCAGCCUUCUCCAUACUCCACAGUUCCAUACAAGUUCUUCUCAGACCCAUCCAGCAUCAAUGAAAAGAGGAAGCAGAGAAGGAUCCGAACCACGUUCACCAGUUCUCAGCUGAAGGAGCUGGAGAGAGUGUUUGCAGAGACGCAUUACCCAGAUAUCUACACACGAGAAGAGCUGGCACUCAAGAUCGACCUGACAGAGGCCAGAGUUCAGGUCUGGUUUCAGAACAGACGAGCAAAAUUCCGUAAGCAGGAGAGAGCAGCCAAUUCCAAAAAUGGGUCCAGCAACAAUGGAGGCACGAGCAACAAGAAGUCUGAUGCAAGGUCUUCCUCUGAAGAUGAUGAAUCCAAAGAGUCCAACUGCAGUCCAACCCCAGACAGUACUGCAUCCCUACCAACAGCAAGCAACCUCAGCAGCCCAGGAGACAGCCUAAGUCCAAGUCCGGGCUCAGGCCUUUUAUCCAGUCAUGCUGCCCAGUCCAUUAAGGCACCAGUUUGGCCUGGAGUCCCAACCAGCAGUAGCUCAAAUACGGUUGACAUCCUUAAGGCUUGGCAACCUGCUGAUGCCGUAACCGGUCCAUUUGCAGGAGUCCUAUCAAGUUUCCACCGGAAGCAGAAUACCCUCAAAACAAACCUAUUUUAA